Molecule: messenger RNA, 690 nt
Organism: Diceros bicornis minor
Lineage: Eukaryota; Metazoa; Chordata; Mammalia; Perissodactyla; Rhinocerotidae
Product: adhesion G protein-coupled receptor E1-like
Exons: 8
Coding region: 1-690 (229 amino acids)
Molecular function (GO): calcium ion binding
Source: RefSeq, a predicted model, not a curated record
AUGCAAGGUCGGCUGCUGAAUCUGACAGGGACGGCUUUUGAAACGAAUGAGUGUGUGAAUACCACCAUCUGCCCAGCUUAUGCAACCUGCACUGACACUCCAAAAAGUUACUACUGCACUUGCAAACAAGGCUUCCUGUCCAGCACCGGAGAGACAGAGUUCAGGGGCUCAGGUGUGGAAUGCAAAGAUAUAGAUGAGUGUUCUCAAAAUCCCCUACAAUGUGGUCACAACUCAAUCUGCAAAAACCUGCCAGGCAGGUACAAGUGCAGCUGUUUGCGCGGUUUUUCUUCUCCUACUGGAAACAACUGGAACCCUGGAAAGCCAGGUCGUUUCGCCUGUACAGACAUCAAUGAAUGCCUCUCCAGUGGAAUCUGCCCAGAGCAUUCUGAGUGUUCCAACUCCUUGGGAAGCUACAGGUGCAGCUGUCGUGCUGGGCUCUUCUCUAACAACUCUGCCUGUGAAGAUGUGGAUGAAUGUGUGGAUUCCAGAGCCUGCCCAGAGCAUGCGACUUGCCACAACAGUCCUGGAAGCUACUAUUGUGUCUGCAACCCAGGAUUUGUUUCUAGCAGUGGAAACAUGAGAUUCCGCGGUCCAGGAGAGACGUGUGAAAAUAUAGAUGAGUGUUCUCAAAACCCGCGACAAUGCGGUCUUAACUCAAUCUGCCAAAACCUGCCAGGGAGACAUCAAUGA